AAUGACAAAAAUAUCCCUAAAAUCAUGCAUGUCAAGCUGUUGAAGAAACUGCCUGAAACAUUGUUUAUAAUGCCUUAGUUGUAUAUCUUUGCACAGUUAUGAAAAAGAUAAAAUCGUUGAGUUAGUAUUAUGAAUGUUCGCAACAAAGGAGAAAGAUGGCUCCGACAAUAGACCAAUUAAAAACGCAAGAAAAUAUAGUAGCAGCAACGCAAUUUGUUCUCGAUGUCUGACAACCCAGCUUCAUUAAUUUGUAAGACAAAUUAUUAUUAUCGUUGAAUACGCGACAAUUAGUCUAAAUCUCUUAGUCUGAUAGGUGGCAAAAUAUGAUUAUGGACCCAAACGUCGUUUGAAAACCCGUUGGGCCACUUUCUUUCUAAAGCAGGUUUUGUGUAAACUCAGUGAUACUCGUACAGAUGAAUCUAACGGAAGGGAAUAAACGUCUAAUAGACGUCCUAAAGAAACCAAAGGUCGCUGUAACCAGCGUAUUUUUAGUACUUUUGAUUUUGUGUACUCUGGUUGGGAAUUUUCUUGUUAUUUGGACUAUUUUCACGACUCGACGUUUGAGGUUUUCAGCGUUCUUCUUCGUGGCGAGUUUGGCUGUGGCAGAUUUUCUAGUUGGACUUCGCUUAUCACCUUACUUUUGAAAUGACAGGAAGAUGGAUUUUCGGUUCAUUUACUUGCAAAGCAUGGCUUCUGUCCAACUUCUGGUUCUGUUCUGCAUCAGUUUUCAACCUCUGUCUGGUCAGCUGGGAUCGUUACGUAGCAGUGACGUCAUCACUUCAUUACAACGUGCGCAUGAGGGAAACCAAAGUCCAAAAGAUGAUAAUUCUCAUUUGGACUAUAAGUUUCUCUGUUGCCGUCGUAUUUAUCACUCAAUUCCAUAUCAAUGCUUCGAGUCAAGCUUUUAACUGUACUGUCCAAGGCAACAGGGGUAAUGGCUUCACAGUCAUCCUAGUUACGGCGGCUAUCUUUAUUCUAUCGGUUUUGUUUCUAUCAUUUGUGAAUGGUAAAGUGUGGUUUGCAGCUCGACGCCAGAACAGAAAAAUACAAAUUGAGAUCCUAGAAGCUAUUAGACUUGGGCUAAAUGCGUCCUUAAACACGAUGGGGAAUGUCGAGAAUAACACUGACAACACGGAUCUUUCAACCCCAGGACGAGGUGGCCAUGGACGGACGCUAACAAGAACGAUCAAACAAGAGAUCAAGACAUUCAAAGCCUUUCUUGUCGUUAUCGGGGUGUUUGUGGUCUGUUGGUGUCCGUUCUACGUAUGUAUUGUCGUGGACAGCUUCCAGUAUUUGAACGCUUCCAUUUUCUAUUUAUCUGUCGUAGUUAGUUAUUGUAAUAGUGCGGUCAAUAUUUUUAUAUAUGGGAUCUUUAGUCGGGAAUUCAGAAAAGCCUUGGUAUCUAAAUUCAUCAAUUGUAGAUGCAUAUGUUCAGGGACGUAACCAGAACUUUUACAGGGAGGGUGCACAUGGAAUAAAAUCGGACCAUUGAUCGUUUUUUUUUUUAUUACCAACUCAGUGGCGUAACUAGGGAUCUUGCAGGGAGGUGCAGAGGCAAUAAUUUCCAGAACCAAAAAAAAAAAAAGGUAACU
This is a messenger RNA of Actinia tenebrosa (Australian red waratah sea anemone), 1592 nucleotides long. Its product is annotated as octopamine receptor Oamb-like. The record is from RefSeq and is a predicted model, not a curated record. Lineage: Eukaryota; Metazoa; Cnidaria; Anthozoa; Actiniaria; Actiniidae.